Molecule: messenger RNA, 978 nt
Organism: Aspergillus fumigatus Af293
Lineage: Eukaryota; Fungi; Ascomycota; Eurotiomycetes; Eurotiales; Aspergillaceae
Exons: 2
Coding region: 1-978 (325 amino acids)
Source: RefSeq, a predicted model, not a curated record
AUGGCGGCCCCACCCGAGGGCAGCGACCCUGAAUGGCCUCCCACAAACACGCAAGGGGCGAGCACCGAAAUAAUCACCGGGGAUUUCUCACCACCAUCCGAAUUUAGAAGGGUUACGAGGCAAUAUAAACGACGUAAAGAUGGAACCACAGCGAAAGAAAUUACUCGAGGACCACUCUUUGAGUUCUCAGGAAGUGGAGACGGAAGAUCAACAUGCGCGGGUGAAAUCCUGCGGGUGAUCACAGACCUGAGGGAGACCAUAACACAGCAAAACGAAACCAUACAAAAAAUAGCAAGCGACCUAACUGAAAUCGAGGCUGAUCAACAGCACCUAAAAAGCCAGAAUGCGGAACUGCAGGAGGAAGCGCAGGCCCUAAGAGCAAAACUCAACACGCUGCUGGGAACAGGACCAACCAGAUCAUGGGCGGAGGUGGCAGCCCGCGAACCCCUGCAAGGACCCAAUGUGGCCCCUAAACCGCCCAAGAAAGAACUCAACUGCGUCCGUAUCAGCACACGACGAACCCCUGACGAUGACGAAGAUGGAAACGACCGCUUCGGAACAUACCUCCCAACAGACAUGGCCAAUGCAAAAAUUAGAUCAGCCCUGCUGAGCACGGACCCCACCAAAGACGCACAAGUAGCAGGAAUCGGCACCACAAAGACAGGAUAUGUAAUUAGGUUCAGGGACACUCAAUCAGCUGAAAAGGCUCAGAACAAUACCGAAUGGCUGCAAGAACUAGGCAACGACACUAAGUUGGUAAGACCUCGGUUUGGCGUGGUCGUCCACCGCACACCAACCGAAGACUUCGACCUCGAAGGAAAUAAGAAACUUGGGAUAGACAAGCUCAUGGAGGAAAACGACCUCAGCAGCAAAGGAUUCCAAAUUGAGGACAUUGCAUGGCUGAAGAAGAAGGACCACCCUCUGGGGACAUCAGCGUCGCUGGAGGUACAUCGGGAGUGUGGAACCAUACCGGAUUGA